Molecule: messenger RNA, 2556 nt
Organism: Onychostoma macrolepis
Lineage: Eukaryota; Metazoa; Chordata; Actinopteri; Cypriniformes; Cyprinidae
Gene: kcnk4a
Product: potassium channel, subfamily K, member 4a
Exons: 8
Coding region: 624-2267 (547 amino acids)
Biological process (GO): stabilization of membrane potential; potassium ion transmembrane transport
Cellular component (GO): membrane
Molecular function (GO): potassium ion leak channel activity
Source: RefSeq, a predicted model, not a curated record
ACGAACCUGUCUAUCACAGCUAUACAAUUUUGAUUCCCAAAAGGUUCUGGGAACGUUUUUGUUUACAAAAGAACCUUCAGAGAACGUUCUUAGAACGUUAAUAAUUGGUUCCCAGAAAAUAACCUAGCGGAGUGUUUGCUGGGAUUUCAUGACAUAACCCCAGUGCUUUACAUUAAAAGAUGAGAUGAAAGAUGAGAGAAGAGCGCUCAACAAAAAUGUUUUAAACACCUGAAACAGAUGAAUAGACUGUCAGCUUUCGUGUCUCUGCCAAACAAUCCUCUCUCCUCCCCUCCUCUCUCCGUCUCUUCCCUGCUCUUUUUCUUCUCUCAUGUUGGCAGGUUCACGUAAGAUUUGGGAAUGGGGAAAGUCCUGAUGAGUGCAUGUAUCCUUCCUCACAGUGGUCUGCAGGAGAGAGGGAACUCCUCACUACACCCACUCCCGACGGAACCGCGCGCUGAGGUUUUUGUGUGUGCCAGUGGAAGAGGCUAUGCAGAGACAAAAAGAGUGUAUAAACAACUACAGCAAACAUCUGAUAUGGAGGAAAUGGAGAAAACAGUGAAUUUGGAAAAACAUCGUUGAUAAGUAUGUGGCAUCUUGUUUGACGUCAUCAGCAUCUCGUAGCCAUGCGGUACACAACACUGUUGACCAUCCUGGCAGCUGUGCUGCUGUAUUUGGUGUUGGGGGCUCUGGUGUUCGGCUGGCUGGAGUCCUCCAGGGAGGAAUGGGCUCACCGCGAGCUGCUGACGUCUCGAAUGGCUUUCCUACAGAACCACAGCUGCGUCACUCCUGACAGUCUGAAAGAGUUCACAGAGAAAGUGGUUGAUGCCAUUGAAGCAGGUGUGGAUGCCAGAAGCACAUCCAAUAGCACACUCCGUACCAGCAGAUGGGAUCCAUCCAAUGCUUUCUUCUUCUGUGGUACCAUCAUAACCACUAUUGGCUUUGGAAACAUUUCUCCCAAAACAAAAGGCGGUCAGUUGUUCUGUAUAUUUUAUGCUCUGGUGGGGAUCCCCAUGUUUGGAAUACUGUUAGCAGGGGUUGGAGACCACCUGGGCACCCUGCUGAGAAGAGCGGUGGCAAAGAUAGAGACUCUGUUCUUGCGUAAGGGUGUGAAGCCCACCAGCGUCCGUGUCAUCUCUGCUGUCUUCUCCAUCCUGAUUGGCUGCUUAGUCUUCAUUGCUGUGCCGACCAUGGUUUUUCAGGAAGUGGAGAGCUGGAGCCUGUUGGAAGCAGUGUACUUUGUCGUGAUCACCCUGACCACGGUGGGCUUUGGGGACUAUGUGGCAGAGAACAGGAGAGAUGGAACGCCCCUGUACAAGCCGUUGGUGUGGUUGUGGAUAGUGUUUGGUCUGGCGUAUUUUGCAUCUAUCCUCACUAUGAUUGGGAACUGGCUUAGAGUGCUGUCAAAGAAAACUCGUGCAGAGAUGGAGGAGCUGAGAGCCCAUGCAACAGACUGGACUCAGAACAUCCAGAACAUGUCCAUGGACUUCCGUAUUCCCGUGCCACUGGAUCUCAACGACCCCUUCCAGCUCCAACGGCGUCGUAGACGGAAGCAUCACCGCCAUCAUCGCCACCCAAGACUGAGCGCAGCGGGAUUGGCUCAUGGAAUCUCUCUCGAUGCCGAUGUUAUCCGAGAGAAUGGACACCUGAUUCUCGGCUGGCCUGCGUGCAAGUACACCCCAGGGUCUGAUAUCAGGUCUGAAGCACUGUCCCGAUCCAGGUCGUGGUGUAGGUUAGAUGGGGCGUAUGAGGUGAGACCAGGAUCGAGGCUGACGGUAGGACCAGCGUCAAGAUCCGUCUCGAGGUUAGAGCUGAAACCACCAUCAAGACCCGGAUCCAGAGCCAUUUCCAGGUCCCCUUCAGAAUCUGGAACCGGAUCAGUCUCUGGAUCCGAGACGCCGUCGGAAGCCUGGUCAGAAUAUGAAUACGAGUCAAAUUCGCGUAACUCAGAAGACCUGGAGUCUGGAGCUGAAGGGACUCUCAGAUCACUGGAAAGUCGGAAGGAUGUUCCUGUCGUCGUGGUUGACAGCUGCGGUCCACCUCAUCCCUCCCUUCUGGACUUCUUUGGUGAGAACCUGGCGUACAUUGACGAGUCUUCGGACGCUCUUAGUGAUCGGGUCAAACCUGCUAGACAGAACCGCCAACGCAAAGCCAAGAGGAGGAGCAUGACGAGACAGAUUCCCCACUCACAUCCUGUCAGACUGCAGAGGGAGAUCAGUAGUGAACUACAACCUCCAUCGCACCCUCCAACACCUCCUCCUCAAACCUGAAAAAUAAAUAUCUGACCAAAGGUUCUGUUAGCUUUCAGCAUCACAGUUUGAAGAUUCCACACAUGACUGAUGCAGACCAUCACAAAUAUGCGUGUAAAUAUAGUAAAUAAAAAAUUAAAAUGGUUUGUGCAUUGUACAAAAACAGUUCAUGCCUACCAGGCAAACAUAAAUGUGGUUUUGUUCAGAAUAGCAUACUACCAUUUUUGUAUGUGCUUUUGUCAAAGGUUUGGGGUAAAACUAUUUGUUUUUUUGUUUUGUUUUUUUUGUCCAAGGCUGCAUUUAUUUGAUC